AUGACAGGACGAGAGAAAGUGGAGGAAAAGCCACACUCCAAGCUUCUAACGACUCCGACUUGUUAUGGUGCUGACAAGUCACACAUCAGGGGGUCGUCUGGAUUUCGAUCCAAAGGCUUCGCCAUCACCGACCUGCUGGGCCUCGAGCCUGACUUCCAGCCGCGUCAGUCUGGUGCUGUAGAAGUCAGAGGACAACACGAGGGCAGUGAUGGGGGUCACGGCACCGGGAUCGGAGGCUAUUCUUUGCCUGCAGGGUCUCUGCCACUAGGUUUGGGUUUCCUCUGCAGUCUGGCAGCUCAGCAGCCUCCUGGUACUCCAUGUUUCCUCCCAGGACACAUCCCACUCCUGCAGUCCCGCACCGAACGCCAUUUCAACCACAAUACUGAGCCACAGCGACUCGACGUCUAUUCUGAUGAUGACUGUCUCUCCGGGGAUCAUAAUGAAGAGAAAAGCUUGAGUAACCCUCAGAAACGGAAGAAACGUAGGCACAGGACGGUGUUUACGUCUCACCAGCUGGAAGAACUAGAGAAGGCUUUUAACGAGGCUCAUUAUCCAGAUGUUUAUGCACGGGAAAUGCUGGCUAUGAAGACAGAGCUUCCUGAGGACAGGAUACAGGUCUGGUUCCAGAACCGUCGGGCUAAAUGGAGGAAACGUGAGAAGUGCUGGGGCCGCAGCAGCGUGAUGGCUGAAUAUGGCCUGUACGGCGCCAUGGUCCGUCACUCCAUCCCUUUACCAGAAUCCAUCCUCAACUCCGCCAAAAACGGCAUGAUGGGCUCAUGUGCGCCCUGGCUUCUGGGGACUCCUCUCACUCUGCAAAAUCAGGACAAGCUAUCACCAACAUCAAGGACUGGCCCCAGUCUGAGAGGAAUGCAUAAAAAGUCCAUGGAAAUGUCCAAGAAAUCCACGGAGGGUCCAGAAUCCACCCACUCCGAACCAUACCCUGAAGAGACGAAAGGGAAAAAAGGAGACACCACAUGGCCGAGUCGAGGGUCUGGGACGGAUGAGUUGGAGGAUAUGGCUAUCGAUUUAUCAAGCACAUCCAAACAGGACACCAAGAUCACUUCGAAAGUCUCGUCUCCUCAUCCUGAACUCAACAGCGACACAGAAAACGCGAACUGAAAACGGGACGUGUUACAGAGACUGGUGAAAAAGUGGACCUUUAUGUUUAA
Messenger RNA from Clarias gariepinus (North African catfish), 1169 nucleotides. It is a transcript of the gene vsx1, whose product is annotated as visual system homeobox 1 homolog, chx10-like. The record is from RefSeq and is a predicted model, not a curated record. Lineage: Eukaryota; Metazoa; Chordata; Actinopteri; Siluriformes; Clariidae. The transcript has 6 exons. The coding region runs from base 1 to 1119 and encodes 372 amino acids. Gene Ontology annotation, molecular function: DNA-binding transcription factor activity, RNA polymerase II-specific; transcription cis-regulatory region binding. Gene Ontology annotation, biological process: regulation of DNA-templated transcription. Gene Ontology annotation, cellular component: nucleus.